UAACCCUACUCCCAAAUUUGCCAUUUUGCAAUCCAGAAUCCACCAUCGUUGGCAUUCUUGGCAAGCCAAAACUAAGUUUGUUUUGCCGAAAUUUUUUCAAAAUUAAAUUUUGGUGUUGCAGUAUUUAAUUGUUGUCGACAAUUUGAAAGAAUCUUCAGUCGAGAUGUCAGACUGGGAAGACGAAGCUCCUACGCCUGCGCCAAGCACCACAUCGUUCCAAUCCAAUCAAAAUCAAAGUUAUGGUGGUGUUAGUACUGGUAAAGGACGAGGUUUUACGCCGGUGACCGACCUAGACGAUGACAAUUCAGGAGGGGGAAGGAGUUACAAUGGAAGAGGCAGGGACAACGGCUUCCGCGGAGGUCGUGGCGGUGGUGGUAGGGGUGGAGGCCGAGGGGGGCGGUACGAUAGCGAGAACGGGGGUGGCGGAGGUGGUUACAACAACUACGAUGAUGAAGACAGAGGUGGCUUUGGGGGAGGCAGAGGGGGACGUGGUGGCCGUGGAGGCGGUGGUCGCCGCUACGAUGGCGAGGAUGGAGGCGGCGGCGGAAGGCGGAACUAUGAGAACGGGGUGGCUACGGAGGCGGUGGCGACGAUACGAAAGCAGACGGGGAGGUGGUUACGGGGGCGGGAGAGGCGGACGUGGUGGCCGUGGAGGCGGUGGCUAUGGGGGUGGCGACGAUGAUGAUGACAGCAGAGGUGGUGGAUACGGGGCGGCAGAGGAGGACGUGGUGGCCGUGGAGGCGGUGGCUAUGGAGGCGGCGACGAUGAUGACAGCAGAGGUGGAUACGGAGGCGGCAGAGGCGGACGUGGUGGUGGCCGUGGAGGCGGAUUUGGCGGCGGUAGUGGUGGCUUCGGAGGCGGCGGCGAAAACGGUGGUAAGAUUCAUCUCAAUUAUUCAUGCUCGACUCUACUAUCAAAGUUGAAAUUGAAUAUAUAUUGUAUAGUACAGUAAUGAUAGAACUAGGAAAACUUCAUUCAAUAUACUAUUGAAUACGU
Nilaparvata lugens (brown planthopper) is the source of this 996-nucleotide messenger RNA. RefSeq names its product probable H/ACA ribonucleoprotein complex subunit 1-like protein. Lineage: Eukaryota; Metazoa; Arthropoda; Insecta; Hemiptera; Delphacidae. Bases 297 to 923 code for a protein of 208 amino acids. The record is from RefSeq and is a predicted model, not a curated record. The transcript is spliced from 4 exons.